Rhincodon typus (whale shark) is the source of this 3061-nucleotide messenger RNA. It is a transcript of the gene zer1, whose product is annotated as zyg-11 related, cell cycle regulator. Bases 82 to 2364 code for a protein of 760 amino acids. The transcript is spliced from 15 exons. Gene Ontology annotation, cellular component: Cul2-RING ubiquitin ligase complex. Gene Ontology annotation, molecular function: protein binding. Lineage: Eukaryota; Metazoa; Chordata; Chondrichthyes; Orectolobiformes; Rhincodontidae. The record is from RefSeq and is a predicted model, not a curated record.
UCUCCCAAUAUCCAUGUAGCUCCAGGCGGUGUGUAACUGCUGAGCCAAUUGUGAAGGAAGCAAGGUGGGGGGCUGCCAGACAUGGCGUUGUACAGCCCCGAAUCACUCAUGACUCUGUGCACAAAGUACUGUCUGCACAACCUGGAAGGAACCCUGUGCUACAUGCAAGACAAUGAGACCCUGAGACUCCAUCCUGACGUCUUCCUGCCCAGUGAGAUCUGUGACCGCCUCGUCAACAUGUAUAUGGACCUGGUAAAUACAGACAAUAGCUUCCAGCCACACGAAAGCUUCUUCAGCUUGUUCUCAGAUCAUCGGAGCACCCGACUAACUCACAUACACCUGAGGGGCAUUCAGGAGGAUAUCGUGCAGGAUCAGGACUUGGUGGCCUUUUCUAAGCAGGAUCUGGUUGAGCUCCGCCUGGUUAACUGUGAGAAGCUCUCAGCCAAGAGUCUGCAGACUCUAAAUAACUUUCGUAGCACAUUGGUUUCCCUCAGCCUGUUUGGCUGCAAGAACAUUUUUUACGAGGAGGAGAACCCUGGUGGCUGCGAGGGAGAUAAUGAAAGCCUGGUGAACCCCACACGGCAGGUCCUGGUCAGAGAUUUCACCUUCGCUGGCUUCCACAGGCUCUGCUUCCUCAACCUGGGUCACCUGACAGAUGGAGUGGAUGUGGACCGACUCCUGCGGCCGCUGACCUCCCUCACCUCGCUCGACCUCUCUGGCGUUCAGCUCAAUGACAUCCAGUUUCUGCUUCAGUGGCAGAAGCGGCUUGGAUCACUGGUUCUGUACAACAUGGACCUCUCUGAGGAGCAUAUCUGGGUCCUUUUGCAACUCACUAACCUCAGACAUUUGGAUAUUUCUCGUGACAGAACUUCGAGUUUUUACAAAUUCAAGCUUACCCGGAAAGUCCUUACUGCCUUUGCACAGAACCUUAAAAACCUUGUCUCAUUGGACAUCUCAGGGCACCUGAUGCUGGAUAACUCUGCAAUCUCAUGCCAUGAUGAGGCUCUGGGUCCUGCAAGCAACGAACCACAGAAGAGCAGCAUUGAACCAUUCCGUGCACUGAGGAGAUCUUUUCAGUUUUUGGGACUGUUUGACACCACACUUUGUAACCUAACUCAUAUUCCUGCCCACAAGAUAACUGGUGAAGCAAAUGAGGAUCAAAUCCUGAAUGCCAUAGAAGCUUACACUGAAUACCGGCCAGAGAUUGCGUCACGUGCAAUAAACCAUCUCUUCGAUAUCGCACGGAUUGAACAGUGUGACCAACCAUUGCGAGCUCUACAGCUGGUGAUCUCUGCAUUGAAGUAUCACAAAUUUGAUAAAAGUGUUCAGGUGACAGGAAGCGCAGCUCUCUUCUAUCUGACUGGCUCAGAUUACCGGCACGAACAGAGCAUCAAGCUCCGCCGCCAGGUCAUUCAGGUGGUGUUGAAUGGUAUGGAGUCCUAUCAGGAGGUGACGGUACAACGGAAUUGCUGCUUGACGCUCUGCAACUUUAGUAUUCCAGAGGAGUUGGAGUUCCAGUACCGGCGGGUCAAUGAGCUGCUCCUCAGUAUCCUCAACCAGACUCGACAGGACGAGUCCAUUCAACGUAUAGCAGUGCAUCUUUGCAAUGCACUGGUAUGCCAAGUUGACAAUGAUCACAAGGAAGCAGUGGGGAAGAUGGGCUUUGUCACGACAAUGUUGAAGUUGAUUCAGAAAAAAUUGACAGACAAAGUGUGUGACCAGGUUAUGGAGUUUUCAUGGAGUGCACUAUGGAAUAUUACUGACGAAACUCCUGAUAACUGUGAAAUGUUUCUGAACUGCAAUGGAAUGAAGCUGUUUCUGGAAUGUUUGAAUGAGUUCCAAGGAAAACAAGAAUUACACAGGAACAUGCUGGGACUGCUGGGAAAUGUCGCUGAGGUCAAACAUCUUCGACCGCAUCUGAUGACAACACAAUUCAUCAGUGUCUUCAGCCGUCUCUUAGAAAGUAAUGCAGAUGGGAUUGAGGUGUCAUAUAAUGCGUGUGGAGUUCUGUCUCACAUCAUAUUCGAUGGAGAUGAGGCCUGGACCAUCACAGAACCACAGCGUGUGGAAGUAAUGGAUCGAAUGUGGCGAGCAAUCUCCAGCUGGGAUGAGAAUUCAAGAAGAAACAUUAACUACAGGUCUUUUGAGCCAAUUCUACGCCUUCUCCCUCAGCAAGUGGCUCCAGUCAGCCAGCAUUGGGCAACAUGGGCUCUGUUUAACCUUACGUCUGUUUAUCCUGAGAAAUACUGUCCAUUGCUGAUCAAAGAGAAUGGAAUUGAACUGCUGAAGGGAGUGAUUGAGAGUGAUGCAGCUAGACCGGAGACCAAAGCGAUGGCAAGGUACAUGAAGAACUUUCACACAUGACUGUGUAUACGUGAUGAAAACGGAAAGUGCUGGAGAAAUGAAGCAGCGAGGUCAUCUGUUUCUGCGAGAUUUUUAAAGAGGAGCGGAUGGACACAUCCAGAUAAAGGCUGAGGACAAGUUGUCACUUACCCUCACUACUUCCUGUCAUGCGUGGCAUCUGUGUAAAUACUGAGGAAUCUUCUGUUCAGCUAGACAACAAUGCAUCAGAUGCAUUGGAGGGAGGAGCCUCUGUGCAAGACACACUGUUUCAGAUGACACGCAGGGGGAAACGUUCGGUGUUGCACAAGAAAAUGUUAAUUCACAUCAUUUUUAUUGAAUGAGACAUUAGCGUUUUCUCUCUCGCUCUUUUUUUCCUCUUUACUCCUCUGUCCCUCAUUCUCCAUGAUACUUUUCCUCCCUCCAUACUUUCUCAAAUCUCUUUCUCCUUCUUUCACUUUCCCUACCUUGCGUUUUAUCACACUAUGUGGUGUUCUCACCACCUCUGUUAUUGUUCCAAUAUUUUUUUUCUUUCUCUCUCUAUACUAUUUACGAUCUCCUUCCCAUCUUCUUAUCUCUCUGUAAAUUGUGCUUCCAUGGUUUGUCUUGAAUUUUUUUGAUUGUGAAACCCCUCGGGCUGUGCCAGUUACUCAAAUGUCAACGGUUAUAAACUUUUAGGGAAAAAACCAAACAGAAUAAUUAAUAAAUGAUUUGUUGUUGA